Molecule: messenger RNA, 3099 nt
Organism: Puntigrus tetrazona (Sumatra barb)
Lineage: Eukaryota; Metazoa; Chordata; Actinopteri; Cypriniformes; Cyprinidae
Product: microtubule-associated serine/threonine-protein kinase 4-like
Exons: 23
Coding region: 1-3099 (1032 amino acids)
Biological process (GO): peptidyl-serine phosphorylation; intracellular signal transduction
Molecular function (GO): magnesium ion binding; protein binding; ATP binding
Source: RefSeq, a predicted model, not a curated record
AUGUCAAGAGAUUGUUUGGAUACCCCGCUCUGUGUGACUGUCAUCGACACAGUGACCGUAUCAUUCAUUUUCUAUCUAUUGUUUCUUUGUUUUAGCCCUGGACGAACUGGCAGCUCCUUUGAUAAUGAAAUUAUAAUGAUGAAUCAUGUCUAUAAGGAGCGCUUUCCAAAGGCCACCGCUCAGAUGGAGGAGCGUUUGCUGGAAGUCAUUAGGCAGUUUUCCCCAGACAGCACCCUACCAUUGGGAGAUGGCGUCUUGGGAUUUAUCCAGCACCAGUUGGUGGAGUUGGCUAGGGACUGUCUGGAUAAAUCCCAGAAGGGCCUGAUCACAUCGCUGUACUUCAUAGAGCUGCAGGAUAAACUGGAAAAAAUGCUGCAUGAGGCUCUGGAGCGCUCCGAGAGCGAGGAGGUCUCAAUAAUCACCCAGCUGGUGAAGAAGAUCCUCAUCAUCAUCUCUCGACCCGCACGACUGCUGGAGUGUCUGGAGUUUGACCCCGAGGAGUUUUACCAUCUUCUGGAGGCUGCAGAAGGUCACGCCAAAGUCGGCCAGGGCAUCAAAACCGAUAUUCCCCGCUAUAUAAUCAGCCAGCUUGGACUCAACAGAGAUCCUCUUGAUGAUGUUGUUCAGCUCGAGGAGCAGUAUGACUCCGGCCCCUCGCUCACGGUCGAUUCUGAAGAAACCGCGGAGCAGAAUAAAUCUUUACCCACACCACUACGAAGAAAACCGCUGGAGAGUGAUUUUGAGACUAUUAAACUCAUUAGCAAUGGAGCUUAUGGGGCUGUGUAUCUGGUCAGGCAUAAAGAAACUCGGCAACGUUUUGCAAUGAAAAAGAUCAACCGGCAAAACCUGAUUCUGAGGAACCAGAUCCAGCAGGUGUUUGUGGAGAGAGACAUCCUGACGUUUGCAGAGAAUCCCUUUGUGGUCAGCAUGUUCUGCUCCUUCGAGACCCGCAGACAUCUGUGUAUGGUCAUGGAGUAUGUGGAAGGUGGUGACUGUGCCACUCUGCUAAAGAACAUGGGCCCACUUCCUGUGGAUAUGACCAGGAUGUAUUUUGCUGAGACGGUUCUGGCACUGGAGUACCUCCACAGUUAUGGCAUCGUGCACAGAGAUCUCAAACCAGACAACCUCUUGAUCACUUCAAUGGGGCAUAUUAAACUCACUGACUUCGGGCUCUCCAAAAUCGGCCUCAUGAACAUGACAACCAAUCUGUAUGAGGGCCACGUCGAGAAAGACACUAGGGAGUUUAUCGAUAAGCAGGUUUGUGGCACCCCGGAGUACAUAGCUCCAGAAGUGAUCUUGCGGCAAGGCUACGGGAAACCGGUGGACUGGUGGGCCAUGGGCGUCAUCCUGUACGAGUUUCUGGUGGGGUGUGUGCCGUUCUUCGGAGACACACCAGAAGAGCUUUUUGGACAGGUUGUGAGUGAUGAAAUAAACUGGCCGGAGGGAGAGGAUGCACCACCAGCUGAUGCUCAGGAGCUGAUCACCCUACUGCUCAGACAGAACCCUCUGGAGCGCCUUGGCACGGGAGGGGCAUAUGAGGUCAAGCACCAUCAGUUUUUUCACAGUCUGGACUGGAACAGCCUGCUGAGGCAGAAGGCAGAGUUCAUCCCCCAGCUGGAGUCUGAGGAUGACACUAGCUACUUUGACACACGAUCUGAUAGAUACCAUCACUUGGAAACUGAGGAGGAGGAUGAUACCAAUGAUGAAGAUUUCAAUGUGGAACUGAGGCAGUUUUCCUCGUCCUCACACCGAUUCUCAAAAGUUUACAGUAGUCUGGAUCUGUCUCGAGGACAGCUGGAAGAGAAAGGAGAACAGCCAGAGAAGACAACAGACAGUUCUCUCACUGUUGACUCACUGAGCUGGACUCCAGACUUCACUGAGAUCCCCUCUCUAUCUCAUUCAUCUGACACUGAGAGCACCAGCUUGAGCAGAUGCUCUGGUCUUCUUCCUAAGUUUGCAAUCUCUGCAGAAGUGGAAGACGGGGAGGGUUCCCUCGCUCUGGAAGACCCUAGUAAAGUGACCUUUAGUAUUGGGGAGUUGCCCCAGGAAGAGCCUGAUCCCACCACACCCUGUAGCACCAUCAGUAACUCCACCCUCUCAGGCAGUUUCUCUGAGCACUUGGAUCAGGCACCAUCACAGGUAGAUGGAGUGGAGAGUCUAGACAGCUCCUGUAAGCCCUCCUCUGAUACAGCCUCCUUCUUGACUGCUCCAAAACCUGAGACAACAGAGAAACAGUAUGCAAUCAGCAAAGUCCCAAAAUCAGUAUCUACCAGUGCCCUGUCACUCAUGAUUCCUGGAGAUGUUUUUGGUGUGUCACCAUUGGCAAGCCCCAUUUCUCCAUACUCGCUGUCAUCAGACCCAUCCUCUAGAGAUUCCUCCCCCAGUCGAGACUCCUCCCUCAGUGGUGUCGUUUGUCGUCAGCCAAUCAUCAUUCACAGCUCAGGAAAGAAGUUUGGCUUUACUCUGCGAGCAAUCAGAGUCUACGCCUGUGACAGUGACGUUUAUACAGUUUAUCACAUGGUCUGGAAUGUAGAGGAUGGUGGUCCUGCUCACAAGGCUGGCCUUAAGGCUGGAGACCUGAUCACUCAUGUAAAUGGAGAAACAGUUCAUGGGUUGCUUCACACUGAGGUGGUGGAACUUUUGCUGAAGAGUGGAAGUAAAGUUGCAAUUUCCACAACUCCUUUUGAAAAUACAUCCAUCAAAACUGGUCCAGCUAGAAGAAAUAGUUACAGAAGCAAAAUGGUGAGACGUACCAAGAAGCCGAAGAAAGAGAAAACUCAAGAAAGGCGCCGCUCAGUAUUCAAGCGUUUUGCCAUGCAACCCUCUCCACUUUUACACACCAGCCGUAGUUUCUCCUCAUUAAACCGCUCGCUUUCUUCAGGAGAGAGUUUACCUGGAUCUCCCACACACAGUCUCUCACCACGCUCCCCCACAGCUGCCUUUCGCCCAACACCUGACUUCAGUCAGUCAGUGAUCCGGCAUCCACUGAGCCUCUCCUCCAAUCCAAACCUUAAGAUACCAGCAAAAUCAAAACAAGGAGGCAAAGAGUUAGAAUCAAAUCCACUCAAACCCGCCUUUGAUGCAUGCAUGCAGCAUUAA